Messenger RNA from Leopardus geoffroyi (Geoffroy's cat), 2268 nucleotides. It is a transcript of the gene RAB8A, whose product is annotated as RAB8A, member RAS oncogene family. The transcript is spliced from 8 exons. Gene Ontology annotation, molecular function: GTP binding; GTPase activity. Gene Ontology annotation, cellular component: plasma membrane; synaptic vesicle; endosome. The record is from RefSeq and is a predicted model, not a curated record. The coding region runs from base 245 to 868 and encodes 207 amino acids. NCBI's taxonomy places the organism in Eukaryota, Metazoa, Chordata, Mammalia, Carnivora, Felidae. Gene Ontology annotation, biological process: regulation of exocytosis; protein localization to plasma membrane; cellular response to insulin stimulus.
AUUGCAGCCCGCCCUGUCCCUAGCGCUGACCAAUGACCGGCGCGCUCGGGCCGCUUCCGGCACCGCGCCUUGCUCUCCCCUUCCCCACGUCUCCCCGCGACGGGAGGGGCGCGGGGGAGGGUGUCGGCCUGGGUGACGCGCCGCGGGCCGGGAGCCAAUAGGGGGCGGGCUCGGCGCUGAUGGACGGAACCAGCGGCCAGUGGCGAGGCGCUGGCCGCACUUCCCGUCGGGGAGAGAGUGUAAUAUGGCGAAGACCUACGAUUACCUGUUCAAGCUGCUGCUGAUCGGGGACUCGGGGGUGGGGAAGACCUGUGUCCUGUUCCGCUUCUCCGAGGACGCGUUCAACUCAACUUUCAUCUCCACCAUAGGAAUUGACUUUAAAAUUAGGACCAUAGAGCUCGAUGGCAAGAGAAUUAAGCUACAGAUAUGGGACACAGCUGGUCAGGAACGGUUUCGGACGAUCACAACGGCCUACUACAGGGGCGCAAUGGGCAUCAUGCUGGUCUAUGACAUCACCAACGAGAAAUCCUUUGACAACAUCCGGAACUGGAUUCGGAAUAUUGAGGAGCAUGCUUCUGCAGAUGUCGAAAAGAUGAUACUCGGGAACAAGUGUGACGUGAACGACAAGAGACAAGUGUCCAAGGAACGGGGAGAGAAGCUCGCCCUGGACUAUGGAAUCAAGUUCAUGGAGACCAGUGCGAAGGCCAACAUCAACGUGGAGAACGCAUUUUUCACUCUCGCCAGAGACAUCAAAGCAAAAAUGGACAAAAAACUGGAAGGCAACAGCCCCCAAGGGAGCAGCCAGGGAGUCAAAAUCACCCCAGACCAGCAGAAGAGAAGCAGCUUUUUCCGAUGUGUUCUUCUGUGAGGAGCACUGCCUUACUCUGAGCCUCGCUCAGCUGAGCUGACUGUGCCUGUCCUGAGCGAGCCCCUCGCUCGGCCGGGGGCCCUCCCCCCCCAACACUCCCUGCCGUGCCGCGGCCACCGGGCCCAUGGCCACCAGACACAGUUGAGAAAUUGUUGAUUUUAGUAACUGUCUGAUCUUUUUUCAACUUUGGAGAUGGAAUGAGUUAAGGAUUUGCUAUUUUUCUGGUCUGCGGAACGGGCCCUCUCACCACGUGACCAGAGAGGAAGCUGGAGCAGAGCCGUGGCCGCCAACAUCAGCCAGCACGGUGGGCCUCUGUCUCCAGGCCUCCCUGCAGCACAACCGAAGCCCCACCGGAAAGCCCGUCCACGUCCCCACCACAGAAGCCAGGCCCCGGAGCCCAGCGACGGUUCCAGGAGUGCUGGGCCCCCACACCCUGAGCGAGGCGAUGCAUGCCGGGCCCACAAAGCGUCCAGCCAGCACAUCUGACGCCUACCUUCUCCUCUUCUGUCAGUUUUGGACAAGUGACAAAAACCAUUCUCUUCCCCCCCCCCCCCCUUUCUCUUCUUAACUGUCAAGCCAGACCAAAGGGAAGCACAAAUUACGGAAAUCCUGAGGAAAGGAGCGUGGGGGGAGCCCUUCCUGUUUCACAGCCGGGUGCUGGUCUGCAGUCCAGCCUCGGCCGGCUCCGUGGGCCUCUCUCGGCAUUCCCCGCCUGAGCACCGAGGGGACGCCACGCGUGACCCCGAAGACGCAACCAACCACGCACGGGCCACCUGUGAUUGGGGCAUCUGUCUGCCUCUGGGCCCCCGGGCAGCUCCCCCCGCCCCCCGUCCCCCGCGUCCUCUUCCCUCCUGCUGUCUCCAAACUGGACGUUCUUUCUAGCUGAGAUUUUUUAUUUUUCCAGAUCUGUAGUGCCAUGAAGUGAUUCCGUCUUUGAUUUCCAGCGGCAGACCCAGGUGCUUGGGAGCCCGUGCGCACCUCUGGCCGGACGUGGCCAAGAGCGUGAGGCCGCGCUCGGCGCUGGCCGAGGCCCAAGGCGACAGGCUGGCCGCAUAGCAGUCGGAGUUGGUUUUUAGCUGCCGUCACCAGGUUCUGUUGUGACAGCUCUGCCCUCCUGUAGAGACUGUGCAAUUGGACCAGGUAGCCAGGUCGGAGAGGCGUCACCAGGGAGCCUUUAUGUUUUCUUAUCCUUCCCCCCACUCCCUGCCACCCCCACCCCCCCCGCCCCGCCCCAAGCUGCUGUCAGUCCAAGCCAUUGGCGUUGUAGUUUCUUCUUUUUGGAAUUAAAACCAACAUACCAGCAAUAGUCUGCUCUCCCCUGAAAUUUCUUAACAUGCUCUGUUUACAUUGAUAAAUGCACUUAAGGAAAACAAACAAAUUAAAGCUCGUUUUAAAGUUAA